GAAAUUCUGAUUUUGCACUACUGAGCAUAUUCACUGAGCAUGUAUGCAAUGCAUUCUUGGAGAGAAAUUCUGAUUUGCACUACUGAGUGCAUUUACUGAGUCUCCCAUUGGCUGCAAUUAUCUCGCUUUCGUUAGUUGCCUGCUUUGUAUUGGUAGUAAUUGUUGGCAUCUUCUGUGCGAAAAGAAAGAAAUCGCAGUGUGCUCGUGUGUGGAUACGAAAACACAAAGUGGACAGUUCAGAAGAUUCACAUGAAAACUGCUGUUUCCAUCUUGAAGCUAACUGUAACAAUAUGAACUCCACAAUGAGCCAAUCAUCUCCGAAUCCCAGUACGGAUUCUAGCGGCUAUGACUCACCGACAAGGAUUUUACCUCGACAGUCGACCGUGCCUGUGAUGACGUCAAAGAAAAAGCGAGAAAUGUACCAUCGGCAAAUGUCACUGCAAGUUAAUAUGUCAAGUGUGGAAUUUUCUGUUCAAAACGUCCAACGAAAGGAGCAGCCUCGUAUAGGGAAUCUUCGACCAGAGUUAUACAAAACAGCCAUAGAGAGCAAUGGAUCAGAUGCUGAAGGACGAAUUAAUUUCACUAUCAAAUAUGAUCACCAAUUUGAAACACUUAUCAUCAAUAUCAUCAAAGCCAUUGAUUUACCAGCCAAAGACUUUUCCGGAACAUCUGAUCCAUAUGUUAAGCUGUACCUACUUCCAGAUAGAAAGAGGAAGUUUCAAACAAAGGUCCAUCGCAAAAACUUAAAUCCUACAUUUGAUGAAAGUUUCAGUUUCAAUGUUCCUUUCCAAGAAGUUCCAGAACGUAGUCUGCAGCUGAGCAUUUAUGAUUUUGAUCGGUUUUCACGACAUGACUCAAUUGGACAAGUUGUGGUGAAAAAUUUAAUGGAAAAAUCUGAUUUAAGUGUUGAAACUGAAUACUGGAUGGAUAUUCAGAAGAACACGCAUGAAGAUAAAGCUGACCUUGGGGAGCUGAUGUUUUCUCUUUGUUAUUUACCAACUGCUGGAAGACUCACACUGACAGUCAUAAAAGCUAGAAAUCUUAAAGCUAUGGAUAUCACAGGUGCUUCAGAUCCGUAUGUAAAGAUUUCACUAAUGUGCCAAGGAAAACGUCUGAAAAAAAAGAAGACAACUGUGAAGAAAAACACCUUGAAUCCUGUUUACAAUGAAGCUAUCGUGUUUGAUGUUCCACCAGAAGUAAUGGACCAGAUAGCAUUGUUGGUAGCUGUAGUAGACUAUGACAGAGUUGGUCACAGUGAACUAAUUGGUGUAACAGAAGUGGGACCCAAUAGCUGUGGUAUCGGAGGAGAUCACUGGGGUGAGAUGAUAGCACAACCUCGUAAACCAAUUGCAUAUUGGCAUCCACUUUUGGAGUCAGUGGCAACACUGAACAGUGGCUCUAUGGGGAGUCUUAAAGGUUGUAUGACCCCGCAGCAGUCAUUUGAUUGAAUAUACAAGAGCUCUAUCAUAGAAGCCAUGGAAUCGAAUAUGGAAAUGUGGUUCCUAUGAUGAUGCCUUCAAUCUGCUUGUUGCAUCACAUAUUGAAUAAUUCAAGACUGGUGUAAUUGUCCGAAGAUACCAACUUCAUCAGCUGAAGACACUGAAAGUGUUGUUGUCAAUUGAAUUCACCAUCAAGAAUGAAAAAGAAAUGCGCUGA
Molecule: messenger RNA, 1656 nt
Organism: Saccoglossus kowalevskii
Lineage: Eukaryota; Metazoa; Hemichordata; Enteropneusta; Harrimaniidae
Product: synaptotagmin-6-like
Biological process (GO): calcium-ion regulated exocytosis
Cellular component (GO): plasma membrane; exocytic vesicle
Molecular function (GO): SNARE binding; calcium ion binding; phosphatidylserine binding
Source: RefSeq, a predicted model, not a curated record